CUUAUCAGAUAUAUGGCUUGUUCAGAGGACUUUCUAUGUAGUAUUUGAAACUUCGUUCUGAAUGGAAAUUCUUGACCAUCUAUUAUGGUAUUAAAUGUCACAUUUGCUAUGCUCUCAUGUAAUAUCUCAGUACGUUUCCAAUUGGAAUGAAAGGCUAAAGGUCGUGUGAUAUCUCUUUUAAUUCUCAUUAGCUCGUUGUCCGCAAGAGUGACACAUUGAGGCAUUGAUUAUGCCAUUGCAAAUCAGGAGGUUCCAAAUAAUGCUCAAGAUUUACCUCUACUGGUGAAGCAGUAUCGCCCUUCCGAUCACGUUUUUGCUCUAAAUGUAUUGAUGUUGUUCUGAUUGAGCUGCGAAUUGAUGCAAUCCGUUGACUGAUUGCAAACCAUGUGAUCUGUAAAAUCCAGAUAUGCAGACGCCAUUGUGAUUCCUCAAUGCUAGCACGUCAUGGUCCUUAUGAUUUCUGUCAAGAACGCUUGUCAGAGCGGGUGGUUUACGGAGAAAGAUACCGAAGAACUUUGUAAUCUUGCAAAUGAGAUUUCUAGCUGCUUCUGCAGUACAUUAGAUUUUAAAACUGAACCAAGCAGUUCUCUGACAAUUAUUUCGACAAUAAUGUCAAGAUUUUAUCCACGGCUGAAAAUGGGUCAGAUAAUUUGUUUCCUCGAAGCCAAGCCUGGAUUUGGUGCCUUCGUGAAUGAUUUCCAAAUAACGAAGAAUACAAAGCUUUCUAAAGGAGAGAAAGCAAGAUUAUUUGUUGCACAAUUAGAUAAUCUGGAGACCUCACUAUGUCUUAUAACGCCUCCUCAAGUGAGCUUUCUCCUAAAUGGGACGGCAGUGGGAAAGAGGAAUAUUGAGUUAAUGGACCCUGGACCUCAGCCUCCAACUCCUGUAUCGCAAAUGCUUAAAUUUGGAACGAAUCUUCUUCAAGCUGUGGGCCAAUUUAAUGGAAAUUAUGUCAUAGCUGUCGCCUUCAUGAGUGAGAUCUCUACCCCUGUCGAGGCCACGCUCCCUGAUUAUGAGCAGCCUCCUGUUUCUUCUGUUGAUCCAGAUUCUGAGAUUAUUGAGGGGCCAUCAAGAAUUUCUCUGAAUUGCCCCGUAAGCUUCAGACAUAUUAAAACUCCAGUGAAAGGACAUUCUUGCAAACAUCUUCAGCAUUCUCUUGCUCCUCUUCAACCAUCUCAACAGGUUGUUGGCCAUCAAACUCCAAACCUGAGAACACCCUACUCAAUGAGCCAGUCUCAAGGCCUGACCCAACAAUCUACUUGGGAUAGAUGGGAAGCACUGAAGAGAAGAAGUUCACCAGUUGGUGUUGCUCAGGCAACAGGUUUUGCUGGCAGACAACACGCCCGGAUUGUUGCUACUCAGCAAACCACACAGGUGGUGAGGCCUGUUCAGACUCCUAGAACUCCAUCUCCACUCCCAGGGAAUGCUGACGGGCUUUGGACACCAUUGUCCCGGGACCACAGGGGAAAUAAGGGAGGCACAACACCAGUCACAAGGUCAGAUAGUCCCAGGGAUUCCCUACUAGAUCCAAACUGGCGCCCUACAGGCCGUAUGCGUGGAAGCCUUUCAGGACGAGCUUAUUCUGAAGCACUGAAUCAGUACAUACAUAAGCCAACACAGCAAGCUCAAGUUCCCAGACCAUCUAUUCCACCUAAUAUGCCACCCCAACUGGAAGUCCUUUUGGCUAAUCGAAUCGCGCAUACCCAGGCAGCGAAUCAUCCAUCCACCACACCAGCCAAUGCAUACGAUAUCUCGGGCCUUUUACCUGAGCUUUCUUCAGGAAUGCAGUAGAACUAGAGCAGGUCCGUGGGAAACGGCCUAGGGAUCAACACUCAUCGCUUCGCCAUGAUUUUUGAGUUCAG
Molecule: messenger RNA, 1862 nt
Organism: Nicotiana attenuata
Lineage: Eukaryota; Viridiplantae; Streptophyta; Magnoliopsida; Solanales; Solanaceae
Product: E4 SUMO-protein ligase PIAL2-like
Exons: 16
Coding region: 445-1791 (448 amino acids)
Biological process (GO): protein sumoylation
Molecular function (GO): zinc ion binding; SUMO ligase activity
Source: RefSeq, a predicted model, not a curated record